This is a messenger RNA of Aspergillus niger, 1581 nucleotides long. RefSeq lists its product as uncharacterized. The record is from RefSeq and is a predicted model, not a curated record. Bases 1 to 1581 code for a protein of 526 amino acids. The transcript has 3 exons. Lineage: Eukaryota; Fungi; Ascomycota; Eurotiomycetes; Eurotiales; Aspergillaceae.
AUGGUAGUUGCUGUGCCCGUGACAUCCUCCCCAGACAGGGCCAUCCUGGUUGAGCUGAAUCAUGUGAUAUUCAAAUCGUCCUUCGUUGAUGUUGGGAUCCCCGAAAACACCUACAAAUCUAUACUGUGCUGCGGGGCAUCAACCGAAUACCAAUGCGGCAAAGCUGGCCUUGAUCAAUACUAUUCAAGGCUAUCUAAGGAUUUUGACACUCCGAAGAGCCAGAUUCACGAUAUGUUUUCUGCAAUCAAUAAGACUGUCCAGGUGGAUCAUGGUAUUCUGGCCUGUCUCGCUCGGCUAAAGGCUCAUUGUCGUGGCACCUUGGCAAUAUAUGGAGCCUGCAACAUGUCUUGUAAGGACUUUGAGAAGGUUCAGGGCUAUUCCAUAGACUGGAACAUUUUUGAUGGAAUUUUUAUUUCCGGGGACAUGGGCAUCUCAAAGCCUGAGCUGCGAUUUUUUAGUCACAUCCUCGAUCGGCUCCAAUUGGCUCCUUCAGAGGUUAUCGUAGUGGACCACAAUACGGACAAUGUCCUCACUGCGAUCUCCAUGGGUAUGUCUGCUGUGCUGGCCAACUCACCUGAUGACGUCCAACGGAGCCUCGUCAAUUACAUCGAGCGCAAUCCCACCGAGCGCGGCCGGAAAUUUCUCGAGCGAAAUGCGAAGAACAUGCACUCUGUUACGCACACGGGAGUCCUCAUUCGGGAGAACUUCGCCCAGUUGAUGAUUCUGGAGGCCAGUGGGGACAGCACGCUCGUGGACAUCAAACCCCAUGCCACGACCUGGAAUUAUUUCAUCGAUAAGCCUGUCUUGACGCAGAAAAACUUUCCCGAUGAUUUAGAUACUACCUCACUAGGUCUGACCAUAACCAAUGCGACUCCCGAGGUCGCCAACCAGUCCAGACUUUACUUCCUUUAUUAUCGAAUUUUCCGUCUUCUCGUGCUCCUUUAUCAUUCCCCAUCAACGAACGUUCAUGCGUUGUCUACUAAAGAAGAAUCUGGCGGACAGACAUUUUUCACCGACUUCAAAAAUCGAGUUGACCCUGUGGUAUGCUGUAACGUUCUCAGCCUCUUCUAUCAGUACGGCCGGGGAGAAGAGGUGUCCGACACAUUUGAUUGGGUCCAGCUCGUCCUACGCCGCCGCGCCUAUAUUCACGGCACCGCAUUUUAUCCCAGUCCCGAGGCCUUUCUUUUCUUUUUCAGUCGACUCUUACGACGCCUUGAAUCGCCCCCGACGCCUACUUACAACGAGCUUGAGCAGCUUCUACGGGAGAGAGUAGCAGAGCGCAUCGGGGUGCCCGUUGAUGCCAUCAGUCUGGCUAUGCGUCUUUUGGUCUGCCAUCAGGUUGGUAUGCGGGAUACUUUGGGUCUGGAGAUGUUGCUUUCUAUGCAGCAGCCAGACGGCGGAUGGCCGCUGGGCACUAUCUAUCACUACGCCUCUAAAAAGCAGGCCAUAGGGAAUCGGGGAGUCUCUACAGCCUUGGCUGUCCAAGCCAUAGAUGUUUGCUCUCAAUGGAAGAAAAGCCCAAAUGGCCAUCCCAAGGCAACAGUCUAUACGAGAACGGAGAGACAUUAUGGCUCGCCAUAG